AUGGCCUCAACAAUGCGCCCACUCACUCGGCUGAUCGGCCGUGCCUCGCGCCCACUCACCCACACCGUCGAAAACACGACACCCCGAUCCCUCUCCUCUCAAGCCGGUCUUCUGCACUCGCUCCGAACCACCUCCACGCCAAUUGCCAUUCCCAGACUCAAUGGCCCUUCCUCGCAGCGCUCCUUUACGUCGUCGAGUCUGCGUGCUCGUGCUCGCACCAUGGGCCAGCUGCGCGCCCGGAAUUCCACGGGCCCGUUUUCGUGGAAGGCCGCUCUGCUCUUCGUCAUCACCGGCGGAGGUAUGAUUGUGUACUUCCGGGUUGAAAAGGAGCGGCUGGAACGGAAGCGCAUUGCGGAGAUGAGCAAGGGUGUGGGAAGGCCCAAGGUCGGCGGACCUUUUGUGCUGAAGGAUCUGGAUGGCAAGGAAUUCACGGCGGAGGAUUUGAAGGGGAAAUAUAGCUUUGUCUACUUCGGCUUCACGCAUUGCCCGGACAUCUGCCCCGACGAGCUAGACAAAAUGGCCGAGAUUAUCGACGGCGUGAAGAAGGAGACCGACGGCGAGAAUGUCUUCCUACCUGUUUUCAUCACCUGUGACCCGGUCCGUGACACGCCGGAGGUGCUGCGCUCGUAUCUCCAGGAGUUCCAUUCGGGGAUUAUCGGCUUGACGGGUACCUACGAGCAAGUGAAGAAUGUGUGCAAACAAUACCGGGUGUACUUCAGUACGCCGCAGAAUGUGAAGCCGGGAGAGGAUUAUCUGGUGGAUCACAGUAUCUACUUUUAUCUGAUGGAUCCCGAGGGCGACUUUGUCGAGUGUAUUGGACGCCAGGAUACGCCUGAGUCGGCGACCAAGUUGAUCAUGGAGCAUAUCAAUGACUGGAAGAGGGAGGGCAAGCCGCUGAAGAAAGAUUAG
Molecule: messenger RNA, 909 nt
Organism: Aspergillus melleus
Lineage: Eukaryota; Fungi; Ascomycota; Eurotiomycetes; Eurotiales; Aspergillaceae
Gene: SCO1
Product: SCO family protein
Exons: 3
Coding region: 1-909 (302 amino acids)
Biological process (GO): mitochondrial respiratory chain complex IV assembly; intracellular copper ion homeostasis
Cellular component (GO): mitochondrial inner membrane
Molecular function (GO): copper ion binding; copper chaperone activity
Source: RefSeq, a predicted model, not a curated record